Messenger RNA from Ciona intestinalis (vase tunicate), 1650 nucleotides. The record is from RefSeq and is a predicted model, not a curated record. Lineage: Eukaryota; Metazoa; Chordata; Ascidiacea; Phlebobranchia; Cionidae.
GGUGAUAAGGACCAUUGUUAUGUAAUAGAGUCUUCUGUUGGCAUUGGAAGUAAACUUACUUGGUCAAAAUGUGCGACACAGACAUUUUGUCGGACAUCAAAGAUGUGAGAGCAAGACUAGAGUUGGCAAAACUAGAUAUCAGGGACUUAAAGCAACCCACCCAGGUCCUUACUUUCGAUGAAGACGCAAACGACCAGGAUGUGACGUUGCUUGAACUUGAUAAAAGUGUUUUGCAAGUAAUACAAAAUGGUGGCAGUUUAGUGAUUCGGGGUAAUGAGGACGAUACAGCAGUUUUAUGCACCGAUGACUCGACGUUUAGUUUGAAGCGAGCCGUCACAUCUAACUCGCUUAUCCUCGUCCCGGAUUGCACGACGAACAAAGAUGAUUUACACGACACCAUAGAUGAUGAGAUCUCAUUGUUGUAUAGAAGUGCAGUUGGUUGGAAAUCCGAUUAUUUAGAAAUGCAAAGAAUUCACCCCCAGACCUCACGUUUGUUGUCGCUGUUGCAACAAAGUUAUUACAAGGGACCUCAGUUUGAGGAAGAACAAGCAGGAAAGUGUUUCACAUUAUCUGAAUUAAUGAAUGAAAUCCAAGCAAGUGAAGUUGAAGUUAUGACUUUUCUUUGUAAAAUCAACUCAUGUUGUAUUGAAGGUAAAUGGAGGUUAUUGGACUUUGGUUACAUAGUUGAAUGCAUGGGUGAAUUACUUCAACUCAUUGAAUGCGAAUCUUGGAGCUGUGGUCGCGUACCAUUUGUUGAAGCUGUGGAAAAGAUCAACGAUUCUGGCGAACUUGUACCAUCGUUCAUAUUAAAGCAUUUACUUGGAUCUUAUGGUUUCCAAGUUGAUUCAGAUGAAGAUGUGGUUUGUUAUCAACUAGAUGAGACAAAGAUUUGUCGAUUUUUUGCUGAGAUGUUGUUACGCGAUGUCAGCAAGUUUAAUUUGAAAGAAUUUCUUGAGGUUUGGAAGUCCAGUGUUCCUAGUGGUAUGGUGGCUGAUGAGAAGUAUUUAUUGGGUUUAGCUUUGAUAGACAAGACUUCUAACCCACACACAGUAAAGCUGUUUAAGGUUGACCAACUGCCCAUUGAUAUGCAACAAAGAUUCAACUCACUGUUCACUGUUAAAGAGAAAUGGACUUAUGAGCAAAUAGAGCCUUACAUUGAGGAUAUCUGUGUCAAGGGUCAAACAGUGUCCGCCAUGUUGACAAAACAUGCUCGCUCCUCUACUAUGGAUGGGGUGAAAUACUUCAGCACGCGGAAACCUAUCACCACAACAUGAGAAGUCUUGUAUAUGAGCGGUAUAAUGGUUGGCAUGGCUGCAAUUGAGUGAAGAGGGAAAAUCAGCUUAAAGGGGCAUGCGGAAAAAGGAUUGUAGUUUAUAGAGCAAUGGCUUCAGGAAUGUAUGUGCCUCUUCGGCUUGGAAAAGUUGUUGUACUUUUGUUUGAUGGUUAUUUAGAUGCAUUGUAAAACAUGUCCUUUAAUUAUGUUGAGCUUUUUUGCAUUUCGAAUGCAGAACAGUUUGGUGUAAUCUUUUUUCUUCUAUUUAAAGGAAAUAAAAUCUCUCUUUAUUUACAUAUGUGCUAACACACCAAAUUGCAUUGCUGAGUUAAUUGUACUACAUUUGUGUUAAACUAAAUGUAAAUUGUAUUACAACA